CUUCCUUUUCUAGAUCGGCCAACUCGGUGAACCAUGGGCCGAGUAAUUCGCUCUCAACGUAAAGGUCCGGGAAGUGUAUUCAAAUCCCACACGAAUCACAGGAAAGGUGCGGCCCGUCUCCGUGCUGUGGAUUACGCUGAACGUCAUGGAUACAUCAAAGGUGUUAUCAGGGAUAUCAUCCAUGACUCUGGUCGUGGUGCUCCACUAGCAAAAGUUAUGUUCCGUGACCCUUACCGUUAUCGCCAAAGGGUGGAAACGUUCAUCGCUGCUGAGGGGAUGUAUACAGGACAGUUUAUCUACUGCGGCAAAAAAGCCACCCUUCAGAUUGGCAAUAUUCUGCCGGUCGGAGCUAUGCCUGAGGGGACCAUUGUGUGCUGUAUGGAGGAGAAAACCGGCGAUCGCGGCAAGAUCGCAAAGGCCUCUGGGAACUACGCUACCGUCAUCUCCCACAAUCCUGACACAAAAAGGUCAAGGGUCAAGCUGCCAUCUGGCUCCAAAAAAGUAGUUCCAUCAACAAACAGAGCCAUGGUUGGUAUUGUUGCUGGAGGCGGUCGUAUUGACAAGCCUAUCCUGAAGGCUGGACGAGCCUAUUACAAGUACAAAGCCAAGAGGAACUGCUGGCCUAAAGUCAGAGGUGUUGCCAUGAACCCUGUUGAGCAUCCCCACGGUGGUGGUAACCAUCAACAUAUUGGUAAAGCUUCAACAGUACGCAGAGAUACGUCAGCUGGUAGAAAGGUUGGUCUUAUUGCCGCCCGUCGUACUGGACGUCUACGAGGUAGCAAGAAGGUGACUGGCAAAGGAGAAAAAGAAUAAAUUCUUCGGUUUGCUGUAAAAAAAAAAAAAAUUACCAGCCAGCUAAAGAAAAUAAAUAUGGAAUGUGAAA
Messenger RNA from Liolophura sinensis, 883 nucleotides. RefSeq names its product large ribosomal subunit protein uL2-like. Gene Ontology annotation, biological process: cytoplasmic translation. Gene Ontology annotation, cellular component: cytosolic large ribosomal subunit; ribosome. The transcript is spliced from 7 exons. Lineage: Eukaryota; Metazoa; Mollusca; Polyplacophora; Chitonida; Chitonidae. Bases 34 to 813 code for a protein of 259 amino acids. The record is from RefSeq and is a predicted model, not a curated record. Gene Ontology annotation, molecular function: structural constituent of ribosome; RNA binding.